Orbicella faveolata is the source of this 428-nucleotide messenger RNA. Its product is annotated as DNA annealing helicase and endonuclease ZRANB3-like. The record is from RefSeq and is a predicted model, not a curated record. NCBI's taxonomy places the organism in Eukaryota, Metazoa, Cnidaria, Anthozoa, Scleractinia, Merulinidae.
UUUGUCCUCCAGGUUCGUGUCAGCGGUACAGCUGUAAGGAGGGCACUGUUUGAAUCAGAGCGAGGCAUCUGCCAGCUGUGUUUCCUGGACGCUCACAGCUUGUACCAAAGCGUCACAGUUCUGAGCGUCCGCAAUCGACCGGCGUUCUUGGCGCGAACGCCUUAUUCCGCCCUCCCACAGAGGACGCUGAAAAAGAUGGUCAUGGAACCAAAAGAGGGAAUGUUCUGGGAGGCGGAUCAUAUCACGCCCGUGUCUGAGGGGGGUGGGGAGUGUGGAUUAGACAACUACAGAACCCUGUGCGUCAUGUGCCAUAGGAUGGCCACCGAGGAAUUAAACCGAAGGCUCAAACAACUGAAAGUUCUUCAAUACUCUGCUGGAUAUGCAGACAUUUCGACGUUCUUUCGGCCGCUUAGCUAAUGACAAAUAGA